Onychomys torridus (southern grasshopper mouse) is the source of this 1296-nucleotide messenger RNA. RefSeq names its product DNA fragmentation factor subunit alpha (gene Dffa). NCBI's taxonomy places the organism in Eukaryota, Metazoa, Chordata, Mammalia, Rodentia, Cricetidae. The record is from RefSeq and is a predicted model, not a curated record. The coding region runs from base 109 to 1128 and encodes 339 amino acids. Gene Ontology annotation, molecular function: deoxyribonuclease inhibitor activity. Gene Ontology annotation, biological process: apoptotic process; apoptotic DNA fragmentation; regulation of apoptotic process. The transcript is spliced from 6 exons.
GAGAGAACUACACUUCCCGGCAGGCCACGGGAGGAAGGGUGUCUGAGAGCCGGGAAGCGGCUCUGAGCUGCUCCGGAAUUCCCAGAGUCAGGUAGCACUUUGAGGAGGAUGGCGCUGUCGCGGGGAGCCAGCGCCCCGGACCCCGACGAUGUCCGGCCUCUCAAGCCGUGUCUGCUGCGCCGCAACCACAGCCGCGAUCAGCACGGCGUGGCGGCCUCCUCCCUCGCGGAGCUGAGGAGCAAAGCUUGCGAAAUACUGGCCAUUGAUAAGUCCCUGACACCAAUCACCUUAGUCCUGGCAGAGGACGGUACAAUAGUGGACGAUGAUGACUACUUCCUUUGUCUGCCUUCCAAUACCAAGUUUGUGGCGUUGGCCAGUAAUGAGAAGUGGACAUACAACAAUUCUGAUGGAGGAACAGCCUGGGUUUCCCAAGAGUCCUUCGAUGCUGAUGAAACAGACAGCGGGCCAGGGGUCAAGUGGAAGAACGUGGCCAGGCAGCUGAAAGAGGAUCUGUCCAGCAUCAUCCUGCUGUCAGAAGAGGACCUCCAAGUACUCAUCGACAUCCCAUGUUCAGAGCUGGCUCAGGAACUUUGCCAAAGCUGUGCCACUGUCCAAGGGCUCCAGAACACACUCCAGCAGGUGCUUGACCAGAGAGAGGAGGCCCGCCAGUCCAAGCAGCUCCUGGAACUCUAUCUCCGGGCCUUGGACAAGGAAGGCAACAUCUUGUCCAACCAGGAAGAGUCCAAAGCUGCCCUCGCUGAAGACUUGGAUGCGGUUGACACGGGCAUCAGCAAAGAGAUGGCUUCUGAGACGGCACUUACAAGCCAAAUCCUUACUGCACUGAAGGAGAGGACUGCUCCAGAGCUGAGUUUAUCUAGUCAGGAUUUGGAGCUGGUCUCCAGGGAGGACCCCAAAGCCCUGGCUGUGGCUUUGAGCUGGGACAUAAAGAAGGCAGAAGCAGUCCAGCAGGCCUGCACCGCGGAGCUCGCCCUGCGCCUGCAGCAAAUGCAGAGCUUGCAUUCACUCAGGAAUCUUUCGGUGAGGAAGAAUCCACUGCCUGGGGAACAGCAGAGUCCCAAACGAGCCAGAGAAGACCCCAGUAGCUCCGCCGGAAGCAUGCUUUGCUGAGGAGAACGCUGGGUUUUGUUGUCAGUAAACGACUCCCCUUAUCAUUUUACCGCUUACAUUCUGCUCUGCCUCCUGCCUUCCAGAAUGUCCUUCUAGCAGAAGUGGCUUAUACCCCUCCAGAAAAGCUGUUUCAGUCUGUACACAUGCCUUCUACCUCCUUUACAUGUA